Messenger RNA from Dicentrarchus labrax (European seabass), 2168 nucleotides. RefSeq names its product matrilin 3a (gene matn3a). Gene Ontology annotation, molecular function: calcium ion binding. The record is from RefSeq and is a predicted model, not a curated record. NCBI's taxonomy places the organism in Eukaryota, Metazoa, Chordata, Actinopteri, Moronidae. The transcript has 7 exons. The coding region runs from base 33 to 1565 and encodes 510 amino acids.
GACAGACCACCGGAGGACUUUCUGCAGAUACGAUGAAGCCUCUGUGGAGCCUGCUGUACUGCGCCUCACUGCUGCUGUCAGAUGCUCAGGCCACAUACCACCUCAGUGCGGGGGACCCUCAGCUCAUAGCCGCACAGAGCUACGCACAGACCAGGAACAAUGGCCGACCCCCAAUCAGGACCCUGAAUCCAGCAAUUCACAGAAGUGAUUACACGUAUAGAGGAGGGUAUCACUACCACUACCAGCCACCAAGGAUCCCUCCACCGGUAGUGUAUCGACCUUUUCCUCUAUCUCCUCCAGUGACUUACCACAGACCCUCAGUCCCCAUGCCGCCCUAUCACCACAGAUUCAAAGGGCCAGUGGCACCACACAUGCACCACAUAUACAAAGGUCUGUCUCCACCAGUAGCUCACCACCCCCACCAAAGGCUCAAAGGCCCCCUCCCUUACAAAAUGAAAGGUCCAUGCCCAACAAAGUCAGACCCAACAGUACCAACAACACCCGUGGUACACCUCCCUACCCUUCCACCUCUACCAGAGCCAACAGUGCAGCCAACUCGGCCAGCGGCUACGGUGGCGCCGGUGACAACCGUCAUGCCAGUGGUGGUGACCACUGUGGCGCCAGUGGAGACCACCGCUCCCGUGACGCUACCGGUCAGUACCCAAAGCGGCUUCAUCACCACCGUCAGUGCUGUGGAGACAGAGACAGACUCUCAGUGCAGGAGCCGUCCCCUGGACCUGGUCUUCAUCAUUGACAGCUCUCGCAGCGUGCGUCCUGGUGAGUUUGAGAAGGUGAAAAUAUUCUUGGCUGACAUGGUCGACACGUUGGAUGUGGGCACGGACGCCACCAGAGUGGCUGUGGUCAACUACGCCAGCACGGUCAAGAUCGAGUUUCUGCUCAAAGACCACUUCAACAAACCCGACUUGAAGAAAGCUAUCACCCGCAUCGAGCCCUUGGCGGCUGGCACCAUGACCGGCCUCGCCAUCAAGACCGCAGUGAACGAGGCCUUCACCGAGCAGUCUGGAUCCAGGCCUCGCUCCAGGAAAAUCUCCAAGGUGGCCAUCAUCGUGACAGACGGGAGACCUCAGGACCAGGUGGAGGAAGUGUCUGCUGCAGCUCGGGCCUCAGGAAUCGAGAUCUAUGCUGUCGGCGUGGACCGCGCCGAUAUGCGCUCCCUGCAGCAGAUGGCCAGCAUCCCUCUGGAUGACCAUGUCUUCUAUGUGGAGACCUACGGCGUUAUUGAGAAGCUCACCUCCAAGUUCAGGGAGACCCUGUGCGGUCUGGACCCCUGUGCCAUGGGACAUGACUGCGAACACAUAUGUGUCAACACCAAUGCCUCCUAUUACUGCAAGUGCCGGAAUGGUUAUAUCUUGAAUGCGGACGAGAAAACAUGUUCCCUGAAACAAGAGGUGAAGGUGGAGGUGGUGCAGGCGGAUCCCUGUAAAUGUGAAGCCAGACUGGUUUUCCAGAAGCAGACGCAGGCCGCCAUUCAGCAGCUGACAGCCAAGCUAGCCGACGUGUCUGGGAGAAUAGAGCGUCUGGAGAACAUGGUGGGCCGUGUUUAAAGCUGGACACAGACGUAGCGACGACCAGCUGGUUUCCUGUCAUCCACCCACCCAUAACUACUGUAUGGAUUUCAACCGCACAUCGAGGGAAGCUGUGAUUCAUAAACCGAUGUCCUUCCAGUUACUGACCGCUCUGGACCGCUGUGUAACAAUAUAGUUGAUCUGGGAUUUUUAUAAAUAUUAAAUGUAAUGUUUUGAAACUGCUGUAAAAGUUUUUGUCUAAACACUUAUAUGAACAUAGUGGGAUGUAGAAUAACCAAAGAAAAGAAGUAUUAUUUUUCUCCUGUUCUGUAUUAUGUAUGUUUUAUGUCCUGUUUGUACAAAGUUACAUAUUGUAUAUAGUCAUUUUUAUGAAAAUGUUGAAUUGGAUUUACUUAAAUUGACUUUAUCAACAAUUAAAAUGUUUCCUAAAUUACAUAUUUUAUGCAUAUAUUCUUUAUUAUGGCUGUUAAAAUAGUAACUAUCAAAAGUUUUAUUGUUACAAGUGUAUUAUGUGAAUGAUAAAUGUUUCAUCCUCUGUGUCUGUGAAUGUUAUACGAUGACAUAAAAGAAUCAUAAAUGUUACCAAGCAGACAAAAUAAACAAUAAAAUAACAACAAAGGA